This is a messenger RNA of Dimorphilus gyrociliatus, 1846 nucleotides long. NCBI's taxonomy places the organism in Eukaryota, Metazoa, Annelida, Polychaeta, Dinophilidae. The record is from the annotation of a GenBank genome assembly.
UUUACCUUUAUCCGGCUUUAACUAAAGGAAAAUUAGUUUUUACUUAAAUUUCACUUGAAUUAUUUUAAAUUAAACUCUAAAGCUUUUUUAAUUUACAGAGUUUUUAUAUCUUUUUUUUUAUCCAACUCAAAUAGUGUAAUACUCUGACGAUACUUGAAUAUACUUUCUAAUUUUCGUCAACUUCCUGUUCAAUUUUCUGAUUUAUGGCUUAAAAAAAUACCGUUAGAAUAAUAAUACUCAUAACUAAAAGAUGACUAGACAAGGAAGAAGACGGCGUGGAUUAUUAAAGAGAAAAUUUAAGGAGACUGAAGAGCAAAUGAAAGAAAUUAACUAUAUUAGAGAUCUGCAUUUGAGAAAAAACCUGAAGGAUGUAGUAGAGAUACAAUCAUGCCUACCUCCUGAAAUUUUGGUAAAAAUAUUCGGCUAUUGCGCCACAAACGAGGGAAAUUUAAGUCUGUUUAAGUUAGCCAAUGUCUCAUCGGGCUGGGAAAAGUUAAUCAAGUCUAAAUGCUUAUGGAAAUGUGUGGAUCUCGUAGAAGGUGUUGAAAAUCUAACAAUUGAAAAAUGGAAGUCAAUGAGAAAGACGUUUGUACCCCUUCUUAGGGAAAGCAAAAAAGUUCGUCUCAACACAUCAAUCAUAACGACUAGAUGGGAUAAUUUCUUUUUUAAUUUUCCAUCCGUCACCGAAAUAUCAUUUGUAGGAACAAGAAAUCUUCGGCCGGAAGUUCUUCUCGAUAUUAUUCAUUCCAAAAUUAAAAUUGAAUCUCUCAACUUUGACGGUGUAUUCUUAAGCUUUAUCCCGUCAAAGAUUAUUCGUAAAAUGGCUACAACUAUAUUACCUAGUCUAAAGAAGCUAGUACUAUCCAACAACUCUUUAUAUAUAACAGCUAUUGAAGUACUGUUUAAAGUAGUGGGUCAGAGUUGUGAACAGCUGGAAGUAUUGGAAUUAGAGAAUUGUUUACCUCCGAAUAGGAUUGCCGUCCCAGAAUUAGAUUAUAGUUCAAUACGUCGUAAUUGCCGUUCUUUGAGAGUAUUGAAUUUUAGUUUUACUUUUAUCGAUCCUCAAAUUCCCAAAACAGUAUAUCCACAGAACGAUACAUUGGAUUUACGAGAACUUCAUAUGGGCAGUACUAUCCGUUCUUAUCGACGUUUUGGAGAUAACUUCUUACUAGAUUUUGUCGGUAAUUGUAAGAAUUUAGAGACAAUCAAUGCUAAUUAUUUACCAAACUGCAAUAGUCUACAUUUCCUACAAAAAAUUAAGGCGAAAAGAAUGAAAAAUUUGUAUAUUUGUAAUAUUUUUAAUGGAAAAUACGAUAUACAAGCUAUUACCUCUCAAGCUACAAUCGUAUUCGGUAGAUGGCAGUCAACACUAUUAACGUUAGACCUAUCAAGGAAUAUUAUGAUAGAUUCACUUUGGUUAACAAUAUUUGAAUCGUUCUGUAAAGACUCACCACUUGAAACUUUAUAUCUAAAUUGUAGUAAUAUAACAACAAGACCGUUCAUAACUGCCAUUAAACAAUUUACAAAUCUAUCAUAUCUUGAUACAUCGUAUUGCACGAAUAUUAUCGAAAGAAGUUUAAGGCAAAAGUUUUAUAAAGAAGAUUGUAAGAAACUUAAAGUAAACUAUUUUUGGUUUGACAAUCCCUUAUAUAAUAUUCAAAGAAAUUCUGAAUACUUUAUAGACAUUAUAUGAAGAUGUAUUGAAUUGUUUUUAAUUGUCAUUUUUUUUUCCUAUUAAAUAAAGUAUGCAAAUUAAUUGUAGACAAAAGAAUGAAACAAUGUAACUCCUUUUUAAAAGCGAACGAAAAAAGAUUACCCUAAAACAAACACUUAAACAUAUUUGGUA